GAACAAAUAAUCAGGAACAGAGAGAGUAUAAUUUAGUAAAUGAUAAAUAAUUUUUUUAAGAGAAAAAAGAAUUAAUUUGACAGGUAAUUUUUAUUUUUGGGAGGACUUGAGGACGAAGUGGAGUAUCAUUUUCUGUGAUCGCAUCUCUGAUUCCACUUCCAGGUCUCCUGCUAGGGCACAAUGAACUGGGAAAUCGAUGAAAUCUCACCAUAGCUUUCUUCUUCACAAAAACAAAAUUGAUAUUCUUUAGUCGUUCAUCGAUGGGAUCGAAGAAGAAUGGAGGAUUGCCAGGCGCGUCCAGCAUCCACAGGAACAGGGGCUGCGGAUCUGGACCCUCCAUUUUGGUUCUCACCUUCGGUUCUUGCAUUAUUCUUCCUUUGAUCUUCUUCCUCGGCCGCAGCCUCCACAUCGAUGAAAAUCGUUUUUCUACUACUUCUGAUCAUAAGGAUCUGGAUUGGAGAGAGAGGCUUGCACUGCAACACAUUAAACCCAUAUUGACACGAGAGGUAGUUGAUCUAAUCAAGUCCAGUACAUACGAUUUAGGUCCACUAAGUCUUGAUUCUUUUAGAAAGAACAAUUUAUCAGCUUCAUGGAGGUUUGUUGGGCAAGUAGGCUCGGCCAAGAAUACUAGCUCCUCUUUGGAGUCAAAAGGAAACGUUGCCGCUAUCAAGCAAGAAACCUCAAGAAGAAAGGAUGAGCUUCUACAUGAAGAUCAUUCUCAGUUUAUAGAUACACCUGAAAAAUCUUACCGGAGACAAUUGAGACAGAAAAGACGUGAAAAACGUGCUGCAGAUUUGUUAAAACAGGAUGAUGAAGUAAAUAUUAAGCUUGAAAAUGCAGCCAUUGAACGCACAAAGUCAGUCGACUCUGCAGUGUUGGGGAAGUACAGUAUAUGGAGGAGGGAAAAUGACAAUGAGAAUACUGAUUCCACUGUACGUUUGAUGCGAGAUCAAUUGAUCAUGUCAAGGGUUUAUUUAAGCAUUGCAGGGAUGAAGAAGAGGGCUGAUUUGGCAGCAGAGUUACAACAACGGAUAAAAGAAAGUCAACGUGCUUUGGGGGAAGCAAGUUCUGAUUCUGAUCUUCCUCGCAGUGCACAUGAGAAGCUUAAGGCUAUGGGCCAAAUACUUUCAAAAUCAAGAGAACAACUUUAUGACUGUAAGCUGGUUACAGGGAAGCUAAGAGCAAUGCUGCAAACUGCAGAUGAGGAAGUUAGGAGUUUGAAGAGACAGAGCACAUUUUUGAGUCAAUUAGCUGCAAAGACAAUUCCUAAUGGGAUCCACUGCUUAUCGAUGCGCUUAACUAUAGAUUAUUACCUCCUACACCCUGAAAAAAGGAAAUUUCCGCAGUCUGAUAAUUUUGAAAACCCGCACCUUUACCAUUAUGCCUUGUUUUCUGAUAAUGUCUUGGCUGCUUCUGUCGUCGUCAAUUCUACUGUCAUGAAUGCCAAGGAGCCAGAGAAACACGUGUUUCAUCUUGUUACGGAUAAGCUGAACUUUGGAGCCAUGAACAUGUGGUUCUUGUUGAAUCCUCCUGGGAAAGCCACCAUACAUGUUGAGAAUGUUGAUGAGUUUAAGUGGCUUAACUCUUCUUAUUGUGUCGUUCUCCGACAGCUAGAGUCUGCAGCAAUGAAGGAGUAUUAUUUCAAGGCUGCUCAUCCCACCACCCUAUCUGCCGGUUCUUCUAAUUUGAAGUACAGAAACCCUAAGUACCUUUCAAUGCUUAAUCACCUUCGGUUUUAUCUGCCCGAGGUUUACCCUAAGUUGGAUAAAAUCCUUUUUCUCGACGAUGACAUUGUUGUUCAGAAGGACUUGACCCCGUUGUGGUCAGUUGAUCUUCAUGGGAAAGUGAAUGGUGCGGUUGAAACCUGUGGGCAAAGUUUUCACCGUUUUGAUAAGUACUUGAAUUUCUCAAACCCUCAUAUUGCCAGAAACUUUGACCCGAAUGCUUGUGGGUGGGCUUAUGGGAUGAACAUGUUUGAUCUCAAGGAGUGGAAGAAGAAGGAUAUCACUGGAAUUUACCACAAAUGGCAAAAUAUGAAUGAAGAUAGAGCACUGUGGAAGCUUGGGACUUUGCCUCCGGGCCUGAUAACGUUUUAUGGGCUUACACAUCCGCUUAACAAAUCAUGGCAUGUUCUUGGGCUGGGCUACAACCCCAGCAUUGAUCGGGCCGAAAUCGAGAAUGCAGCAGUUAUACACUACAAUGGGAAUAUGAAACCUUGGCUAGAGUUGGCAAUGGCAAAGUACAAGCCUUUUUGGACCAAGUAUAUAAAGUUCGAUCAUCCCUAUAUUCGCGGCUGUAAAGUAAGUGAAUAAACUCCAACCUCUCUGUUUGGUCUCACAGAUAAGCCGUGCUUCGGAAUCGUGUGGUGGUCUGUGAGUGCCUCAUAAUUUUGAAUGUCCAGAUGCUCAGAGGUGAUGUAUGAUUUCAACAGCUUACCUUUGUAUUUUUUUUUUUUUAACUUGAGUCACUUGAGCACCAUCAAAUGAUUCAAAUCUCAUUGUAAUAGAAAUAUGAGCAUGCAAAUUGAUGAUUCUUUUGUCAAUAAGUGUCCAUUGCUUAUUUGUCAACACACUCUAUUCCUAUCCCCACCCCCUUUUGUUAUUGGUUUCUAUAUGGAUUCAAAUGUUGAAUAACAUUUGACCCUUUGA
Cuscuta campestris is the source of this 2648-nucleotide messenger RNA. The record is from the annotation of a GenBank genome assembly. Lineage: Eukaryota; Viridiplantae; Streptophyta; Magnoliopsida; Solanales; Convolvulaceae.